Molecule: messenger RNA, 1214 nt
Organism: Callorhinchus milii (elephant shark)
Lineage: Eukaryota; Metazoa; Chordata; Chondrichthyes; Chimaeriformes; Callorhinchidae
Gene: foxe1
Product: forkhead box E1
Exons: 1
Coding region: 1-1146 (381 amino acids)
Biological process (GO): cell differentiation; anatomical structure morphogenesis; regulation of transcription by RNA polymerase II
Molecular function (GO): RNA polymerase II cis-regulatory region sequence-specific DNA binding; DNA-binding transcription factor activity, RNA polymerase II-specific
Source: RefSeq, a predicted model, not a curated record
AUGACUGCAGAGAGCCAGCAAUCGCCCAGCGAGGCUUCCUCCGUCUGCACGGCUGAGCCGCCAGUGCCUGUCCCAGUGCCUGUCCCAGUGCCAGUGCCAGUGCCAGUGCCCUGUCACCAGGACAUGGCCAGAGCCAGGAGACGCAAGCGGCCUCUGCAGCGCGGCAAACCCCCUUACAGCUACAUCGCCCUGAUCAGCAUGGCGAUCGGCAGCUCCCCGGACAGGAGGCUGACCCUGGGAGGCAUCUACAGGUUCAUCACCGACAGGUUCCCCUUCUACCGGGACAACUCCAAGAAGUGGCAGAACUCCAUCAGGCACAACCUCACCCUCAACGACUGCUUCGUCAAGAUGCCCCGGGAGCCCGGGCGGCCGGGCAAAGGCAACUACUGGACCCUGGACCCGGCCGCCGACGGCAUGUUCGACAGCGGCAGCUUCCUGAGGAGACGCAAGAGGUUCAAGAGGUCGGAGAUGGGCAGCUACGCCGCUUACGUGCACGAAUCCAACGGCUUCAGUCCGAUGCAGGCGAGAGGUCCCUACCCCGGCUCAGUGUACACCAAGGUCAGGGUCAGCCCGACCUACUCCCAGCAGCUGCCGGCCCACCCCGCCGUCUACUACCCGCCAGCAUCGCCGGGAUUCAGCACCAGCCAGUCCAGGGGCUUCAACUUCAACAUCAACCACCUGCUGGGACACCCCAGUGCGCUGGGCCCCGCGCCUGAGCUGCUGCAACAGCAACAGCAGCAGCAGCAGCAACAUCAGCCCUCUUGCACUUUACCGGCGGAUCUGAGCUCCAGUUGCUCCAACCUUGCGGGGAUGGGAGGGACGGGCUACCAGGCUCAAGCCUGUGGAGGGACCAUGCUUCCCCGGGCUUCUCACAGCCUGCCCUAUGCCUACCCGGGCUCCAACCCAAACCUCCCCAUGAAUCAACCCACCUAUUGCCUUACUAAUGGGCAGUUGUACGGCCCUCCUGGCUGCCUGCCCAUCGCCGCCUCCUCUGGGGGCAAUGAACCACUGGAUCCCUUUGGGAGGUUGUCUCCUGUCCACUUGCAAGCACUGGGACCUUACAGCAACAACGGACAGAUCAACGCCAACUAUAUGAGGCACCCGUCUUACUCUGGAGUCAUGGAAGGGUUUGCACAUUCAAUUUGACAGCCUCUCCUCUGGGUUCAUUACCCAAAAGGGAGACGAACUGAAUUCAAACGGGUUCCGCGUUUGAU